Messenger RNA from Pseudopipra pipra, 5508 nucleotides. RefSeq names its product pantothenate kinase 1 (gene PANK1). Bases 2990 to 4066 code for a protein of 358 amino acids. Gene Ontology annotation, biological process: coenzyme A biosynthetic process. The transcript is spliced from 10 exons. Gene Ontology annotation, cellular component: nucleus; cytosol. NCBI's taxonomy places the organism in Eukaryota, Metazoa, Chordata, Aves, Passeriformes, Pipridae. Gene Ontology annotation, molecular function: pantothenate kinase activity; ATP binding. The record is from RefSeq and is a predicted model, not a curated record.
UUUUUUUUUGUAGUGUUAUGUAAAAUACAGGUUCUAAAUAGCUGCCUAAUGGUCUCAGAGCCCUCAGAACAGCCCCAGAAGAUUUUACCAAGUAUAUUUUUAGAAGUUACAUUCUCAACUGUUGCUCUGUCAUCUUACUAAAAACUUAACAAGUAAAUUGGAACAUGAAGUCAAUACAUAUCUAGAGUAAUGCAAUUUUGAAAUAGGGAAACUGGCCAAGAUACCAAGAUAUAUCUAAAUAUAUAUCAGAUAUAUAGCUGAUAGUUGAAGAAACUGAAGGAUUUCCACUAAAGGAGGGGAUGUGUGUGUACAUCCAUAUAUAAGUUCUGUGUAGAAGCCAAAAGACUGGACACUUCUGUGUCUCAAAAAUAAAAUAUAUAUAUCCUCAAAAAGAUGUGGAUCAAGAGCAAGAAACUUACUGCUCAAAUAACGUGGGCUAAAUCCAAGGAGCAGACUAUGUUACAGUGUAGCCAUUACAGUAUUUCAGUGUAGUAUUUCUCAUCUUUCUGUCUCUGACACCCAAGACAGAGCUUCUGUUAUUCUUGCCAAGUGUCAGCCAGCUGUCUUGACCUCAGAAAUCAGUGCUGUUCUCUGACAUAAUGUACCCUUCUUUGGAAUGCCAUCAUGGCUUUGGGCACUCAGGGCUUCUGCUUUAACUCACGUGAAGAUGUGAUUGGAGCGGUAUUGUCACGCCACUGACCUUCAGAUGUUUUAACUUGAGCUUCCUGUACAGCCAGUGGUGAGAAAUGCUCAGAAUGGAUUCAGGCCUAAGUUAAACUCUUGUUUAACUCUUGGCACAGCUAAGCAAUAAAAGUGUAAUCCAAAUUACUCUCUGGAGGAACCUUGCUUUCUUCACUAGCCUCUUAGUUUAGAUAUCAAAAUUAAUGUCUAGUUUUGGGUUACAUGGUUAUCCUACAGUACGAUAAAAGGGCAAGGAAUGAACAUUUAGAAAAAAAUUUCUUAACCAGUGAUUUAUCUUUAAAGGACUUGAAAAUAAUGGUUCUUUGACAAUAGCAAAUGGCCCAGGGGAUUCCUGUUUUCCUGUGAGCUCGUCUUUUUUUUUUUUUAAAGCUUAUAUUUUACUAUAUUACAGGCUGAGCAUUGCCCAUCCUGUAGGAAAAACAGAAGGCAGAGAGCUUGAUAUGAGCUAGACAUCUGCCCUGCGUAGAACAAAAUCAUACUUCUGAAAAAAAGAGACUGUAUUUGUGCCUUGCAAUUGGACAACAGUGCUCUUUGCAGUCCUUGAAGAGAAAAAGUCUUCUUCACUCAGAGGGAACCAGCAGAUGAACGAUGAUGAAAACUUAGGAAGUCUCAGUUGCUUCUCAGAGGGUGGACUAAUGAGCAGCUAAUUUUUUUUAACAUGUUCUUAUGCCAUUAUUUUCAGCCAAAUCAGCAAGUAGAUCUAUGUGGCCAAACAGAUACUGGAACAGCAGAAGAGCAGGCAGAAGUGCUGGUGGGACAGAAGGGCAGGGCUGCUUCUCUUGUGUUAGGCAGUCUUAGAUUGGCUAAAUCGUAAGUUACAUCUUUGGCAAUUCUUCAGCAAGGACUCAAAUAUGCAGGUGGCUGCCUGGAUUGCAGUCUUUGGGCAUAACCAGACUUGCAGAGUUAGAGAGUAUUUCCAAAUGCAGUUUAACAUCUUGUUCUCAAUUUGAUGCUGCCCUGCCUCAUGUUGUCACAAUGUGCUGGAGCCAAGAAUAAGCAGAGUUAUGAAACAGGUCAGCCUUCCUUACUGAAACUUUGGUCACAGCUGAAAUCUGAAGAAACUGGAAGAUUCCCACUGAAAUGAAGAGUGUUACCACAUACUGGUUGAUCUGACCCUUUGUAGUCAGAAUAAACCCCAUUUUGCAAAAAGGUGUAAACAGCAAAAUUUCAUUGUUACUAAUUCAGUUUUGUGCAUCUGAAUUUUCCCUUCUUGUUUCAACAAAUUACAGGAUCUGACUGCAGAUUCAGUCAGGUGCUUUUGUAUAAUGUUGCCAAGUACGGUCAUACUGCCACACUUCAUCAUAUAUGUGGGUGCACUGAAAAAUACACACACAUUUAUAAAGCACUGUAGGAUCUUUCUGAGUGAAUGGCAUUAUAAAGAGAAGAUAAUUAUUCCAACAUUUAAUCCAGAUUUUCUAUAUAAAGCACAUUUUGGGAUUGUGAAAAGAACCAAAACAUGUAACAAUUUUGGGGUAAGAGAGGAGUCCUUUUUAUUUUUAAGUAUAAUAUUAGUAUAAAGUUAGAAAUGAGUCAUUCUCUAACUAAUUUCUGACUUGGUGACUCAUGCUCUUGGCAAACUAAUUAUCCAAGACAAGUGACUCAGAAAUAGAUGCUACUGGCUGUUGCUGUUACAACUAGACAUGAGGCUUGAUUUUGGGUAUAACAAAUGUACCUAUACCCUGCAAAUUAUACCACAGUGCUGCUCAAGGAUGUAUUACACAUGCAAAUUUCUUUAAUCUGAUGUUUUGAUUUCAGUUUUAGGUGGAUGGUAUAUAGCUAGGUUCUGGGUGUCUAAAGCAGACAUGGCCACCAAGAGUUUAAGCAGUGUACUUCGAGGAGGAAAAUCUAAUGUGUUUGUAAGAUACUAUCACAGUGCAGGUCUGAUCUGAUGAAACCACAACUAAUGCCAAUGCCUGCCUAUAAAGGGAAGAGAACCCAGCCUAUAAACUUGGGAUUUCUGGCCUCUUAUUAGGCAUAGGAAGUGAAGUUCUCUGUUGUUACCUGUUUCAUUGUCAUUAAUAUCCAUGGAAUUUCAUGUCAGCAUUUAAGCUCUGGGAGUACAGACCAGUGCAAGUAAAAAAUCUCUGUGCAGCUGACUAUUGAUGGUAGAACCAGUUUCUCCUCCUCUUCAGAUGUGGCAGUGCUGAAUAAGGAAGAUUGGGAUGAAAGACAGCAACCACAAUCUCUAACCUCAUCUCAGAACUGCCAGAGGAUAACUGUAGAAACCACUUGGACUGCUGCAAAGGCUGGCCACAGGGAUGGGCAGGAUGCGUUCCCAUGGUUUGGAAUGGAUAUCGGUGGAACAUUGGUUAAACUGGUCUACUUUGAACCUAAGGACAUUACUGCAGAGGAGGAACAGGAGGAGGUGGAAAACCUGAAAAGCAUUAGGAAAUACUUGACCUCUAAUACAGCCUAUGGUAAAACUGGCAUUCGCGAUGUCCAUCUUGAACUGAAAAAUUUGACUAUGUGUGGACGCAAAGGAAACCUGCACUUCAUCCGCUUUCCCAGCUGUGCCAUGCACAGGUUCAUACAGAUGGGUAGUGAAAAGAACUUCUCCAGUUUGCACACUACGCUCUGUGCCACAGGAGGUGGAGCUUACAAGUUUGAGGAGGACUUUAGAACGAUUGCUGACCUACAGCUCCACAAACUGGAUGAAUUGGACUGUUUGAUCCAGGGCCUCCUUUUUGUUGAUUCUGUUGGUUUCAAUGGCCAACCAGAGUGCUAUUACUUUGAAAAUCCCACAGAUCCUGAACAGUGCCAGAAAAAGCCUUACUGCCUUGAUAAUCCAUAUCCUAUGCUGCUGGUUAACAUAGGCUCAGGGGUCAGCAUCCUAGCUGUGUAUUCCAAGGACAAUUAUAAGAGAGUUACAGGAUCCAGUCUUGGAGGAGGAACGUUCCUGGGCCUGUGCUGUCUGCUCACUGGCUGCGAGACGUUUGAAGAAGCACUAGAAAUGGCCGCAAAAGGAGACAGCACCAAUGUGGAUAAGCUGGUGAAAGAUAUUUAUGGAGGAGACUAUGAGCGGUUUGGCCUUCAGGGGUCUGCUGUAGCAUCAAGCUUUGGUCAUAUGAUGAGUAAAGAAAAGAGAGAUUCCAUCAGUAAAGAGGACUUGGCCAGAGCUACUUUGGUCACCAUCACCAACAACAUAGGUUCUAUUGCUCGCAUGUGUGCACUGAAUGAGAACAUUGACAAAGUGGUAUUUGUUGGCAACUUUCUCAGAAUUAAUAUGAUUUCUAUGAAGGUGCUAGCAUAUGCUAUGGAUUAUUGGUCCAAAGGACAGCUGAAAGCUCUGUUUUUGGAACACGAGGGUUAUUUUGGAGCUGUUGGUGCUCUUCUAGAAUUGCUUAAAAUGACAGAUGAUCAAUGAUGAAGCUGUCUGAAGAGAUUCCUACUGCAGAUGCUGCUGGAUAAGAGUGAAAGCCACUACAAGGAUGGAAACAAAGCCAUUAUGGUAGUUCUACCUGCUGGAUUUGUAAAUAAUUUAAAAUCCUUUUAGCUAAUCUUUAACUUCUGGGUUUUGACCUUAUACUUCAGAAUUCAUACUGGGAAUUAUGAGGAUUUUUUUUCUGUACACUGUAUUUUUUAGAGGAAAAAAAUGUGCAAAGUGGCCAAACAUACAGAUUUUAUGGAUUUAUUUUAAAAAACGGAUACUGUUUAAUGUAGGACCUGUGAUAUGAGGCAUCUGCUUUUCUUCUGGGGUUUACUGAUUAGUGUGGUAAUUUUAACUUCAUUUAGUAAUCACUCUAGGAGAUUUUUUAAUCUUAUUUUCAUGACGUUUCAUGAUUUCUUCUUGGUUUCAAAUGAAACUACAAAGAUGAUGCAUUUUACUGUGAAAACUAGUCAUUUUUUUUGCCUUUCCUUUCCUCAUUAGACAAGACACUUUUUUAUUUAACACCCCCCUGCUCCCCCAAAAAAUAAAUUUACAAGCCUUCUGUGGCUAAAUGUGUUUCUUGGUAGGACUGUGAGAAGGCUUGACAAGGGUAGGGGGUUUAAGAUCAUAAUUUUUUGGUAGUCAUGAAUUGCAACAGGAACAGACUGCCAACUGGUUUUGCAGGACUAAUUUUUCUCUAUAAUAAAAAUCUUAAACAAGAUGUGAAUUAAAAUUUUAAUUUGAAUUGACAAUUAAAUUGAAUUGUUUCUGUUUAAAAGCUCUGAUCUGAAGAGUUCUGUAGUAGAGAUAUUAUUUAUAUGGUACAUACUUGGCAUUAGAUGGUAAAGGGAGAUUGUUUUCAUUUAUUUUUCUGUAGUCUGCAAGUUUUAACUUGUUCUUAAUUGAAAACAACUAAUAACUGCAUUAUUCAAAGCCCAGUUACUAAAAUGAGAAAAGUACAGACUAAUGUACUUUCUGCUUUUAAGUUAAUGUGAACUUUCCCUCUGAGGCACUAAAAUUUGAAUGUUCACUCCAAUGCAGUAUUUUCUACCUUUUUGAUUUGUGGACCUCUCUAGAUUUUUUUUUUCAAGUUGAAUUGAGACCCCUUUGAAAUCUAUGUACUUAGGUUGCUGCAGGGCAUAUAUAAAGUUGCUUUUCUUAGACACCUUGAGGACUCACAAAUGAGAGGCUGAAGACGAGUUCAUAAAUGAUUUUGUCUUGCAAGACUGUAUAUGAUGUCACAUAAUGUAAAGGAUCAUCAGAGGGACAAUAUAAAAUUCAGACACAUGUAUUAUCCAGUAUAUUUUUGGAAGGGGGUUUAUUUCACUUUUCUAAGUCAUUCUUUUCCAUAUCUCCCAAAUGCUGAAAAAAGGUGAUAUUAACUGAAGUGUUAACUUGUCUAAUGGAAAUAAAGACCACUACUGUUUUGACAGUUUUAA